CAGCCGAUGACUUGUAUUCGUUCAAGGUCAUUGGACUUUCGCACUCCUGGGACGCUAUUGUUGAACUACGCCACUGCAUUAAUUCCUAUCUUCCUAGGGUAUCAACUGUCUCGUAGAGAUCUCACAUAUUUCUAGGGCCAAAAUGACUCCACUCCAAAUAGUGAACACUUGAUGAAGUGUGGGUUUUUUAUCAGUAUAAAGCGAAAGGAAUGUGUGUCUGACUUUUACUAUCAGUUUUUGACAUACACUUCUCCCGAGAGAAAUGUGUUUCCCUUUCAUUAGUAAGUCAUCGGGGAAAUGUAGUUACAUUACUCACCUUUAUGUGUGAAGUGAACUGUCAGAUGUGCGCUGCUGAAUGGACUUAAAACUGAACGGUUACAUAGAAAUGUGUGGUAGAAUAUGAAAAUAUCUUUCAUUUAAGUACAGCAUUACAACACUUAUUUCGUCCUUCAACAGGUCAUUCUUUAGUUCUGCUAAAACUUAAUCCGCAAAUAUAAAGCCCGGCAGAGAUUCAGUCAUUACUCCGUCAAACUGUCUGCAUAGUACUUGAUUAGAUUGUAACUGGACAUUCAUUGUACAUUUAAGCAAUACGUCUCUCAGACUUACAAUAAGUAACCCCGGAUAUAACUUUUGCUAAUUGUUGGCAGAUAUAAACUACGGCUUCAAUAAAAUGCAUGUUGGUGAACUAAGAUUUUUCACCAGACUGCCGAAAAUUUGGGUUCUUAAUUCCACUAAUAAACUAAGAAGUAUCUCUGAUGCCAUAUUUAGCAAGUCUGUCAGGCAAAGGUUGGAGUAACUGUACUAACCACAGUAUGAUCGUAAGGUUAGACGAGUCCGACUUACCUAGAACGAGACAGCACUUUUGAUUUCUAUUUGUUUGUCAAAAUUUACACAUGAAGUGAUGCUGUCUAAGUUCCUCAGAAUUAUUUACAGUUUGGAUGAUAUGUACUCAUUGAAUUAGGUCUGUCUUUUUCUAACUUUUCCCCCACGGAUUUUGUUGGUUUUGUGCCUGAAAGUUGAUUUUAUACUGAAACUCACAAUGGCAAUUCUAGCCACAUUGUCAGGAAGAGUGAUGAUAAUAUUCUUACUUAGUUUCGGUCUUUUAAUAACCUGAUAGUGUCUAGUUUUCAUAUGAUGAGACAGUCUUAUUCUCUAUCUGUGCCGACUGCAAUGACGAAAUAAAAUUGAUGUAACUAGGUGUUCAGAGGCAAUCGAUGAGAAGCCAUGCCUAGUUAGAUGAGACGGUGAAGUCAGCUGUUUGUAAAUAAGGGUUUUCAAACUGCACUUUUGCAUCUAUUCGCUUAAAAUCCUUGCAAAUACCGCAAAAUGUAAGUACAUUGUUAGUCCUUGCAGUCAAACUGUAUCAAGAACUAUACUAGAAUAGCUUUGAGCUGACUUCUCACUGUUUGCAGGGAACUCAUUUUGUGGUAUUUGAGAAGUUCACCAAAGGUCCAGGAGGUCAAAAUUCAAUUUUGCACUGUAUUCGGUGUAUUUGAUAGACUGAAGUCUCACGUAUUCUGGAGGUACAUACUUGUCUUGUGAUGCGUUUACAUACAUAUAUUAGUUAUAAGUGAAUUAAUCAAAACUAAUUAAAAACUGCGUUUUGAGAUGUUCUGAUUUCCCUUAAAGGCUUUCGGUAGAGUUUAUGGUGAUGAAUUUACCUGCUACUCAUUUUUAUUAGUGUUACAAAUACCCUCGAUUCAUACAGCAUAAAUAAUUGAAAGUCCUUUGUAAAAUGUUUUGAAAUAGUUCACAGCAAUGCAGACGUAUUUACUGACUGUCGUCUCCAAAAUUUCGAACGUCAAUAUUUUUCAUUUAAUUAUUCAUCUGUGUCCGUUCAUUUUGCUGUCUUCCUACUUCUGUUUCCUGACUCUGUGUUGUUUUGAAUUUUAAUAACACAAAGUCCUAUAUUGCUUUAUCACUUCAUCAUUACUUGCCAUUUUGAUAAUGAAUGGGCUUUCUUGCUGAAUUUAUGUGUGACACUUUAAGGUUUGCUAAGGUUAAGAAAUACCUGAAUUUGCAGACUUUACUUAUUUCAUGUAAAGAGCCAAAGAAAUCGGUAUAUAUAGGAUUCUGAAGUGAAGGUCGGUGGGUUUUCGACAUAGAACUUUGCACAUAUGUGCGGCAGUCCAAGUCGCCACACUCCAUGUAGCACACAAAGCAAGAGAAGAAAGUAGAAGAAAUGCAUAAUAUAGACAGUAAACAGAGGUGUGAGACAAAGGAAUAGUAAUAACGAAGAACAAAACAGUUUAAUUGGAAAUCAUAAGUCACAAGGAGUGGAUGCAUCUGCGCCACUGAGAACGAUUUUGAGCCAUGUCACCAAUUGUUUCCAACCAUCGGUUUUUACCGUCCCGAGGACCCCAACCAGGAAGUCUACAUCUUCCUACGUGGCUUAGACUAACUGUUGUAGAUUUCAUUGACUGGUGCCAUGUUUUCAUUUGACCGCCGCUAGCGGUGAAGGUGUAUUUACAGGUCACUGCCACCCACCAGACAUAAGAUGGCAGGUGUGAAUUAUCAGCUUAAACACUUGUCUUUCAGCUGAUAAGUUCAGGGUUCAAAAUACAUGACAUCAACUUUACUGUAGGGAGCCGUAAAGCACAUGUGCUUACAUAUCAAUCAUAUGUCAUAGGUUUUUUAAUAUAAGGAAACAUGUUCCGGGUGAUGUUCGCGGUUUAAUAACAGUACAAGCUAUUACUGUUAUUAAACCUUUUUAUAAAGCGUCACUUCUUUUGUGCAAAAUUACAGUUGGAUGGAUGUGUCAACUACUUUUGGCUAACGUGAGAAAGAUCAGUGUGUCGCAUGUCAAUUUUUGGAAGUGGUUAACAGAACAGGCGGUGUCAUUGCUAAAGAGAUUAUUAGUCUUUCAAAAGGUGAAUUAAUGCCUUUUCAGUACUAGCAGUAGUAUUUACUAGGCAGGACUUCAGGUGUAAUAUUUUUUACAGUCGUAACAAGAUGGUUCUGCAACUUCAAGAUAUGUUAAAAUCCCUUAUUUUUUCUUUAUAAGAUAAAAUUGUAGUUGGGAGUAGAAAUCCUUUAUUUUCUAGCUCUCAAAUCUCUACACCAACUAUGUGGUAAGUUCAGUAAAUUGUCUGAAAAUAGUGUCGAUUCUAUAUUUAUCUCACUACUUUCAACCAAGCAAUAUGUUUGUUUGCAGAUAUAUUUUCGUUCUGUCUACAGUACUGUACUCUAUCUGCUUGACACUACGUCAAUAUUUCUGGUUUUAGGAAAUUCUGUCUUGACGAAUCAUUCAAAAUUAGCUACAGAAACCAGCUAAAUCAUUUUCACGGAUACAACCAACUAAUUUCUUCUAUAUAUGGCGCUGAGGUCUGUUGCCAGAUUUUCACGCCUCGCUAAUAUUGGUUCACUAUCUUUAACUCAAUUUUGCCAUCCUGUACAGUCACCAGUGCAAACUUGUUUCAGUAUACGUCUCAAUUCUAAACUUAGUACAGGAAGCACUGAGGAGUCUACAGUUCCAAAGGAAAACGACGGUGAUAAUGAAGGUCUAAAGGUUGAAAUGCAACAACUUGCUGAGAAAUACAGUGAACUAGAAGACAAAUAUAAGAGAGCCCUGGCUGAAUCAGAAAACAUGCGUAAGCGUCUAACAAAGCAGAUAGAUGAUGCCAAAUUGUUUGGAAUUCAAAACUUCUGUAAAGACUUGCUAGAGGUUGCUGACAUUCUCACAACUGCUACUGAGUCAUCUCCCCAAGAUCAAUUAGAAGAGGGAGUCAACCCUUCCUUCGCUAAUUUGUAUAAUGGACUGAAAAUGACAGAAAUGCAACUCUUUAAGGUUUUCGCACGCCACAGUUUAGUUCGCAUAUCCCCAAAAGUCGGUGAAAAUUUUGACCCAAACCUUCAUGAAGCCGUUUUCCAAGCUCCUGUGGAAGCAGGAAAAGAGAAGAAUACUGUCGCAGUUGUCACUAAAGUGGGAUACACGCUACACGGACGUACUCUCAGACCAGCUUUCGUAGGUGUAUUCGGUCCUUAAAACGCGUAGAAAACCAAAUAUCUCGACCCAACUAGCAAUACUGUUUGUUUCAUAAUUGUAUUAUCUGAAAUAUGAUAUAAAAUUGAUUUACACUGUUCAGUUUUCAAUCACAUUGAUGGUUACCGUGGUCAUCCUACGUAGAGGUGUUUCUAGAAUGGCC
This is a messenger RNA of Trichobilharzia szidati, 4145 nucleotides long. NCBI's taxonomy places the organism in Eukaryota, Metazoa, Platyhelminthes, Trematoda, Strigeidida, Schistosomatidae. The record is from the annotation of a GenBank genome assembly.